Macadamia integrifolia is the source of this 1403-nucleotide messenger RNA. RefSeq names its product 28 kDa ribonucleoprotein, chloroplastic. Gene Ontology annotation, molecular function: mRNA binding. The coding region runs from base 249 to 1112 and encodes 287 amino acids. The record is from RefSeq and is a predicted model, not a curated record. The transcript has 4 exons. Lineage: Eukaryota; Viridiplantae; Streptophyta; Magnoliopsida; Proteales; Proteaceae. Gene Ontology annotation, cellular component: cytosol.
GCUUUGCUUUGGCAAUAGAUGAUGGAUGCUAUCCGUUCAGGAGUGAGUGUGGGUUAGACUUGGCGCUUCCUUCAGCCUCUCUCUCUCUCUCUCUCUCUCUCUCUCUCUCUCUUUUCGUCAGAGUUUAAACUCGAGCCGACGAGCCCCGACAAACUUGAGGGAGGAGUAGAAUUUCAGUUCCCGAAAGUUGUAAGAAAGCCAAGCAGAGGCUACCAGACAGCUCCUCUGUUUCUCAAUUCUCGUUGGCCAUGGCCAUUGCUCGAUUGACUUCCUCCUAUUCCAUUACAUCGACCUUACCUUUUCAAACCGGAACCAAUCAACGUUUCUUGUCUUCUGCUUCAUCUUCCCUUCGCUUUCCUUAUCCAACUUUCUCAUGCUUCCUCGUCGUAUCUUCUCCCUUUUCCAUGUCUGGUUCACACGAAGCGUUUGCUUCUGUGCUUAGCUCAGCUACUAAAACUAGGUCUCCCAGAGUCCUGGCCGUCGUCGACGAAGAAGCCAUGGCCGCGGCUACGCCGGUAAUGGAGGAAGACAGUAGGGAUAGUUCGUCCACGGAUCCGAAAGUUAGAGUCAGACCUUGUCAACUGUACGUUUGUAAUCUUCCUAAAAGCUGUGACAUUCCGGACCUUCUGGAUAUGUUUAAGCCUUACGGAACUGUUCAAUCGGUAGAGGUUUCGCGGAAUGUUGAGACAGGGAUAAGCAAAGGAUGUGGUCAUGUCAUAAUGAGUAGUUUCAAUGAGGCUAAAGCUGCAAUUGCUGCUUUGGAUGGAUCUGAUGUUGGUGGGCGUGAAAUGAGGAUUUUGCUUGCAGAAGAGAUGAAUUUUAGUGGGAGGAACCUUGUGGCUAGGAGGAAUAUUGUCUUUGAAAGCCCUUACAAGAUUUAUGUUGGCAAUGUUUCCUGGUCAGUGAAACCCGAAGAUUUGAGAGAGCACUUUAGCCAAUUUGGAACUGUGGUUAGUACAAGAUUGCUGUACGAUCGCAAAGCAGGAAGGAGACGGGUUUAUGGAUUUGUUUCUUUCUCUUCAGAGGCAGAACGUGACUCCGCCAUCUCUUCUUGUGGAAAGGAAUUUCAUGGUCGCACACUACUGGUCAGAGAAGGAAGGCCUAAGGAGUGAGUUCUGUGUUUCUGUAUGAGAUAGAUUUGUCUAAAAUUCAGAAAAUGGUGGAGUAACUUGGUGCAUUCUCAUGGAGCUGAUCUGUGUUAGCUAACAAGCAGGUACCUCAUGCUUAAGUUCUCCAGAUUUUAUAUCCUUGUAAACAGUCAUGGCUUUAGCUUUUAUGGAUGAAUACCUUGGCCUUGUCGGAUGAUGGGUUAUUCCAUACAUUGUUUCUUAGUUUGUUUAGGGCUUUGAUUUUAACCCAGGCACCUUCUUGAGAGUUUCUUAAUGAGAAUAUUAUUGCUUCAA